AAUCUCAAAUUAACACUGGGCAGCAGCAACACGAGUGCGAGGGCCUCGAAUAGUAACGUAAUGAUGGUUUAAGAAGAACAAGUUCCAGCAUUACUCUGAAAAAUACUUUUUUAGCAGCCUGGUAAACUUUUUAAUAAGUUUUGGAAGGCACAGUUUUAACUGUUAGCAUGUUUCCAUCUUCUAGCAGGGUGAAACUGAACAGAGUUGCGCUAAAAGACGUUGUUGGGUUAAAGCUGACCCCGCGGCGGAGACGACUCCCAAAGUUACUGGAUAGAAUUUCGGCUGACAGCAAAAACCAAGAGAAAAACUUUGAUUCCGUGCAGCAAAUGUCAGAGAACGAUACGGUGUCACCUCCGGGCAGCAAUGAACCCGACCAAAACUUCACGCACACAAUGGGUUCCGAAAGGAAGACACAGGCGCCGAGCACUCACGACGAGGAGGAACCGGAGGAGAAUGGCUCAGGUACGCAGAAAACAAAGACUAAAGUAGACUCUGAGUCACAAAGAGCUGAUAAACACGACGGGCCGAACACUAGAGGCAAGUAUCAACAGAGCAAACGUGGGUGGCGGGCUUCAGAAACAUGUGCAACCUCAGACCUCGGUUUAUUUGGUGUGUUUGCAAACGGUCAUACAGCGCAUGGUUCAAACGUCUCCACGGUAGGACGAAUCCAAGGAGUGAAAGGUCCAAAAUACCCUAUCAAAUGAAGCUGACAAGCCAGGCGGUUCUGGCCAUGAGGAAAGGGAGGAAGAGACAAGCCGAUUUAAAGUCGGGUAGAUGUCAUUUUAGACAGUGCGACAUAAGUGGUGAAAGUGGUGUGGCACGCCGGACUAAAAGCGUGAGGGUCGGUGUUAGAGAGGGACGGAGUUCAGUGAAGGCCACGUCCGCCGGGUGUGAUCCUCAGCCCGCGGCUCCUUCUGCAAAAUCGGGACAAGUGCGAAGGGAAACACCCCGCCGACUCCCAAAUGUUGAUAGACAUUCAGAGCCAAACCUCUCCGGUCUUGCUGGUUCAGAAGUGUUACUAAGAAGAGCUGUCGGAGCCUCCCAUUGUGGUCUCUGUGGGGAAUGUAAAUACACUUCCCCUCAGCGCAAGGCACCGGGUAAGCUAAAAAGGCUAAAAAGAGCUAGCCCAGGGUCAGAGCCACCUGCUGCUCAGUCAGAAAUUGAGAAAGAAAACACAAUCAUUCAGAGCUCUAAGAAGAUUAUCGUGUGGAUAAACCAGUAUCCCAAAGUGAUCCUUUGUGACGUUGCCAAAAAAUGUGAAGCUUGCGGUCACGAUUGUGGGUAUGUGUUACCGGAUGCUCUUGAGAACAAGGUUGUGCGUUGCUUCCAGCAGGAGAUGAGAGCUUCAUUUCGUUUUUGGCCUACUUGUUUAAGGCAUAACGAAUCAGAAACUGUGAAAAAGACUCUGGUUAAAAGUAGCAAGUGUUGUCCAAGUGCUCAGGAUGAGAAGACCGUCUGUCAGUCUCAAAGUGUGAUCCGCCAGAACCACCCGGAUGAAGGCAUGCAUUCACAGCCAUUAUCCCAUCAUACUGUGAGUCCUUUCCACCGGAGUCAGACAGGCGAAGACUCUGCAACUUGUUCUGCUUCUUUUUUACUAGAUGAGCAUACAAACACAGGCAACUGCAGAGGUGGCAUGCGUGACAGAGAUGCUGAAGAGGACCUUGGUCCAGGAUCUGAUCCAGUAAGCUCAGAGACUUGUAGAGAAAAAGGAAAGGUAGGGGAUAGCAUUGAGUGCAGCAGCACUUUGGACUUCGCGCCCACCGAUAAGUGUAGCGCUUCAGGUGGUCAGAAAGGCGAUCCCACAAAUGCUGAUGGAUCACAUGUGUUGUCAGAUCUCAUCGAUCACGUUAGUGACGAGGAGACAGAUGCACCAGAGUCGUACACUUGCCAGAGAGUAAGGGCGUAUUUGAGAAAAAUACAUUUUUCAUGUGCACGCACUUACAUGGCCUGGCCUUUCUCAAAGACUUGCACAACAAAUGCUUCUACCACAGCAGGGACUAUUGAUCCAUCAGCAAAGGAUGGGAUUGACUCUGGAACAGUUAAUCAAAGUAUGCCAGGUUCAUCCAGUAAUCUGUUCAAGGACAUUCCCCCGAAGGCGCCUACAGAGAAAUGGGAAGAGGAUGGAGAAAGCGUUUUUGCUCAGGGAAAUGAGAAAGGGCACAGAAAAGACAUGGAGACCUCACCGCUGUUUAACCAGCCUGAAGAGUCAGAAACCAGGCCUAAUUCAGAUACAGCAUCAUUCCCCCCUCCAGCUCAGUGUGGAAGGGAGCGUGGCACUGAUGGAGUCUCAGCCUCAGCUUUGCUAGUUAAUGGACCAGAAACUGUCACCUCCAUAUCGACCCCUUCCCCCUCAGUCCUCGGCCUGAGUGACUGGGACACUGCCACCACUCUGUCUCCUAUGUCAUCUCCAUUCACACAGGGCAGCGUGAGCAGCCUCUCAGCCACAACAUCUUCUCUCCCACCGUCAUCGCUUAUUCCCAAGAGAUUCAAUGUUGCUGACAAAAUAUUGUCCUCCCGUGAAGAAGCCCAAACAGCUUCUUCUUCUCCCCAUGUUCCUCUGCACACCCCUGACUCCUUUCAUUCAUGUGAAUCCUCCAUCCUUCCUCAAGUUGAACAUGCAAAUGACAAGGAACCGUUCCCAUGCAGGAGCCCCCCCAGACUGGAGCCGUAUUAUUGUACAAGUCCGUUUAGGGGCAACGCUUUAGCGGGUUCACCAUUGUGCAGCAUCUCCCAGGAACACUGUGUAGAGUCAGACUCGAAUGAAUUCAUGCUUCCACCUUUGCUCUCCCCUGUCAGUUCACCACAACUGCAGUUGUGCCAGAGAAGCUUCUCAUGCUGCAGCUCGAGCAAUACAGAUGAGGAAAACGUGGAAGAAGAAGAGGAAGAAAUGAACAAAGCUGCCAGCAACUUGCCACAAAAUGAUAAUUGCAAUAAUGAAACAUAUGAUUGUCUUGAGCACAAUAUUGAAGAGUCGGAAAGAGUCUUGUCAGACUUUACAACUCCUGAGACACUAAGGGAACAUCAGUCUUCUCCCAGCAGAGAAGAAGAAAGUGCUGAGGAGGAGGAUAUGGAGCAGGGUAAUGGAAGUUCUGAACAAGUUUCCUUACAUCGUAAAAUAAAGCCGAGCCUUAGCUCAGGUGUUCUGACAGAGCCCUGCUCUUCUUCCAGCAGUGACGAAGAGAACGGUGCGGCCUCGAGUGAUGGAGAAUCGCACUCAGACACAGAAGAGGGAUCAAGCCCAUCUAAAAUAGCAAACAGGGAAGAGGAUAAAAUCCAAGUAGAAGCAGCUGGUGAUUCUCAGCCUGGCAUUUUGGACGAGUUAACAGCCUACGAACAGGACAUCCUGCUUGUUGACGUGAUGCAGGACGACCCAGAACUGUUUGACAACCUGCCUGAUCAAAGUUUGCUGAAGCUGGGUCCUACCCGAGCUGCCGAGGCUCCGGGAACCAAACCUGCUGCUGUGGUGAAUACUCCAAGAAGAGCUGGAGCGUCACAGGAGCUGCACGAGAGAUUGGCUCCGGUUACUGUGGGUUUGCCUUGCGACAGUCCUGAUAACACAGAGGAGAGUAACAGCAGGCCAUGGAGACCUCAUUCUAGCAACAGCCAUACUGGAACACAGAGCGACACAUGCCCUACCUCCACUGAGAAGCAAAGCAAACACGUGGUUCAAUCUGAUACCAACAACAAUCAUGUAAAUAGUGGCCCAGAAAGGAGCCAGCCCAUCAAGACAGUGAACUCCUUUCAAAACAUCACCCCGCUCAUGUCCAUGGGAACCGCAGGGGCAUGGAUCACAAACUCAGCAAACAUGAUGGAUUUUAGGCGCCUGAAAUCAAGUUCUUACUGCAGGCUGUACUUCAGUGAAUCACUGACCUGUGGGUUCAAGAUGUGUCGCUUCCAACAUCUGCCUGCGGAGGGGGAUGAAAAGUUCUGUAUUGAAAACGUGACAAGAUUCAUCAAAAAUCCAAUGUGCCUUCAGAAAGCAGGAGCUGUGUUUACAGGAUAUUACCAGAAGAACCCACCAGGAGUGUAUUUCUCUUUGCCGAUAUUUUUCUCCCUCCUCUGGGCUCUGCUGAAAGCUGGCAUGGUGUCCGAGGUCUUCUCCGUCCUCAGUGUUGGCUUGGCUCACAACAUAGUGCCCAGCCAUGAGUUCCUCCUCUCCCUUUUUAACUGCGUGAGAGAAAAGGGUCUGAUGGGCUUUGUGCCUGAACUCAUGCAGCUCACUUUCAAGAUGGCCAACGCUGGACUAGAGCUGAGUUUGGACUGCCUCGACUGUGUAAGGAACACUCCUUUUUUCCAGCAAAUGAUUCAUCCAAACUCGCCUUCAGUGUCCGGCAACAACAAGGUUUCCCCUGGUGCACCGUUUCCAGAGUAUCUGAAUUUGGCCCAUUCCAUUGUGGAAAUGGAGCUUUGUAUGAAACAAGAGGACUGGAGGAGGAUAGGUGAGGUUUUUAGAGGGAUCUGCCAGUCCACCCAGCACCCCAGCCAAGUGGAGCGCAUCAGCGGUCGCAUUGCUGUCGCACUCCUGUCUGAGGGCAAAGACAAGCUGUCACUGCCCUUUUCUGUAUUUGCUGAGACAGGUAAAAGCUUGUGUCAGAAUGAAAGUGAGGACAGCAUGGUGAGGAGUUUCAUAGGCAGAAUUGGAGUCUCUCUGAUGUUACGGUACCACAAAACUCAUCAGUGGGCCAAGGGUCGCAGGGUGGUAGAGACGCUGUCUGUUUUAAAAGUCUGCUACUCAACUCUGAAAGGUCUGUUUGGGAACGAGGAUGGAGCGUCACGAUGCUGCCUGAUCACUGUGGCUGCAGAGCUCUUCCUCCUGAGUGGCAGCGUGGAGGGCGCUCUGAACACACUCCGAGAAAACAAGUGGUUCCUGAGUUCGUGCUCAUGGCCGUGUGAGCCUGCCGAUCUGGAGAGUAGGACUCGUGUGCUGAUACGUCUGGCUGAAAAAACCUCUCACAGAGACACGCUGGAGGUUCUCUGUAAUCUUCCUGGAGUUAAAGAGUCAAGUGACUCGAUGGAUAUCUCCAGGUACAGCCCUUUGUUUAACUCUCACCUUCAAGUGUGUGUGGACAGGCAGAUACUUCCUGUGGCUUCAGACACGGUGGACUUUAUGCUCUCUAAAAACCUGGCCGUUGACCACACAGUGCUUCGGAUACUUUUACAGAAACUGGGCAAGCAAAACCUCUGGCUCCGUGCUCGGGAAGUCUUCAGACAUUCUCUGAGUGUGGGCUACUACCCUGGAGUCUCAGCUCCCCCUGGUUUCAUGACACUGAUUGUCCCCUGUCGACUGGGGGAGGUGGAGCUGGCUCUCACCUUCGAGAUGUUCAUCACUGCCAACGCAACAUUCAUUCACCACCUAUCAGAGCCCACUACUUCUCUCACCAUUACUCUCAAAAGGACUCAAAGCUGUGAGAGUGAGUACCUCUCUGCUGGCAGCCGCCUCCUCUCUGCAGCUUGUAUCCCUCAGCCCAAACUAAUAGUCCAUUACACAGCAGUCAACUCGGAACAAGAACAAGUCUUCAUGCUGGACGUUUCCUCUGCCCGCCGCUGGCUCCGCCACAAUCAUCUGUGGGCCCACGAGGUGUGGACACACUAAACUACCAGCUGUUUAUUUCUCUGCUGUCUACAGAACUACUCCUUCUCUUUCCUUUAGAAACUGCUUGUGCUCAACAGCCGCUGACUCUCAGGAAAACAACCAAUGAAAUCAGGAAUAUGAAAGAUUGCAUAUUUCUUGGUCAUGUUUCAAUUGACUUGAGCUGAGGAGCAGAAAAACACAAAGACCAAAAACUACUUUUUUCUUUCUUACUUUUUUUUUGGUUCAGACUAAUUUUAAAAUAUGUAAAGAGGUUGUUUCCUGAGUUCUUUUAGCUGAUUUGUCAAUCGUUUUGCGAGAUUGACUCUUUGAAAUCAAAAAGUCUCUUUAGGAACAGAGUCCAGCGUGUGUUGUUGCACGAUUGUGUUUACUUCAUUGUAAAUAACAUCUGAGUGUAAAUAGGUAUAUAUUUAUAAUGGUGUUUAGUCUUUGACAGUAUUAUGUUGUUAUAUUAAUGUCAAAACCUCAAUUGUUGCCAGUUAAGGAGCUGUGAUUUACAUUUUCUUUGUAUGAAGUUUUUAUGUAUCUAUAUAUAUAAAAAAAAAAAAAAAAAAAAAAGUUCUACUUAAAAAAAAAAAAAAGGGCUCUUUUUGUUUCUUUCUUCAAAUAAGAAAGUACAUUUCUGUAAAAAGUGUUUUUCAUAAAGAAAGUAUUACUCUUGGCUUUUACAUUAUGCCAUUGCCUUUCUGUAGAACAGUUGGAUUUGGCCACAGUUGCUUCCCUGCAGUCUUAAACAUUUCUCCUCCAGCGAUAAUGUAACGGGUAAAUACAGCGUUACUGAAUCUCAGACUCUGGCCACUUUACAAUAUGCAACAUUACUUAGGAACGUUCUCUGGAACAGAAAUAUUCUUUCCUAUUCUAAAUUCUUUCAGGCAUGUUUUCCUCUUCUUAUCGCAGCCAGCGUCGCUCAUUGUACGGGUCUCAUUUUAUGGUCCCUGUAGUAGCAGAUGAGUUCCUCAUGAAAGGAAAAAAUCAGUUAUCUGUGACAGCGACAUGUUUGAGGAGCUUGAUUACUGGAACAUCAGUUGAGGCGUGAACCAUUUUACGCGGUGUCUUGGUUAAAAAGCACAACACUGGCUGACUGACAUGUCUCAUCGUGCGUGACAGAAAGCUGGAUUUAACAUUUGUUGCAGAGUCUUUGCAGCAUUGGUUGAAAUGUUAAUUGUUAAUUUAAGGCCAGUAACUCUGUCACAAAAAUAUCAAAGUGCUGAUUGCCAAUAAAAGUUUUUGCAUACUA
Messenger RNA from Oreochromis aureus, 6827 nucleotides. RefSeq names its product testis and ovary specific PAZ domain containing 1 (gene topaz1). Gene Ontology annotation, biological process: spermatid development; spermatocyte division. Lineage: Eukaryota; Metazoa; Chordata; Actinopteri; Cichliformes; Cichlidae. The record is from RefSeq and is a predicted model, not a curated record. The coding region runs from base 581 to 5593 and encodes 1670 amino acids. The transcript has 20 exons.